This is a messenger RNA of Radiomyces spectabilis, 782 nucleotides long. RefSeq lists its product as uncharacterized. The record is from RefSeq and is a predicted model, not a curated record. The transcript has a single exon. NCBI's taxonomy places the organism in Eukaryota, Fungi, Mucoromycota, Mucoromycetes, Mucorales, Radiomycetaceae. Bases 120 to 377 code for a protein of 85 amino acids.
UCCUUAUUACCUAUAUAAACAUAAUUAUUGUGUGAAGACCGGGUGGCCCUUUUAUUUCUUUCCAAUCCCUCAAUCGUUUUUUUGUCACGAAAGUAGAUCCAUAGAAACAAGUUCGCGUCAUGGCAGAUUAUCACCGAAAAAUGUCUUCACCUCGAAUGAUGGACGACCCUCAGGGCCGAGGAAGCGACUAUGGCAAUGGAGCAUCGAUGAAACGCGAUGUAUCCACCGCGACUUUACUGAGCCGGGAGCAACAACUACGAGAAGAAAUCGCCAGAUUGCGACGAGAAGAACAGGAGUUAAGAGACAAGGACAACUAUAUCAAGCAAAGCAUCGUCUCCGUUAGAGAAAAAUUGGCCGCCGAAAGAAGAGUCAUCUAAAUCCUAUAGCCUUUUUUUUUAACAACUAAUACAAUCCCGCGCACCAUGACCACCAUUUAUAUCACAUCAUCCAACUCAUCGAACCAUAACAACAACAACAACCAUAUCGUCAUUAUAGUUGCUGGGCAUGUCGAUCCGUGAUAUUUUCCUUCUCUGUUAUUUCCUGAUUCCAUUCUCUGCUAUUUUUUUUUUCUUGUUCUUUUGUCAUUCUGGUUUCAUCCGAUAGAUGCGAAUGUGUCUGUGUCUCUAUACGUGCGUGAACGAUAACGCUAAUGUCACGCCAUAUAUUUGUGUACGUGUGCAUAGCCUUUCAUUCUGCAAUAAAAAAAUUAGCGUCGCUGCUGUUAUCGUUGUGAACUUUUUUUUUGAGGAGACGAGGCCAAGCAUGUUGCUCUAGCAAAGCAG